CUUAGUCCAAUUAAAGAUAUAAAUUUUAUAUAAAAUAAAAUUAUUAAACUAUGAUACAAUUUUUGAGAUAUAAAUAAAAUUUCCUAAUAAUAAUAAAAGAUAUUAAUUUUUUGUUAAAAAGAAAAAAGAUAUUAAUUCCUUAAAAAGAAUAAAGAUAUUAAUAUUUGAUAAACGUGUACAGUUGUAGAAGUACUGUUGGAUAAGAAAUAGGAUAUAGGUUCUCUAGAGAGAGAGGAUCUGCUUCCUAUAUAUAUUCCAACAAAUAAAUGAACUGUUUUUCGAUUCUCCUGGAGUUUUCACUAGUCUUCUUCAUCGUCCCCACCAUAUCCCUCAUCCUCUUCAUUACUCAUCCAAAAUAGAAACCCUAACACCAAUUAUAAGCCUAUAACUAUACUUAAUUACAACAACAAACCCCAUCUCAUCAUUAAUUAUAAAUAUAGAUAUAAGCAUGAGAUUCAAGUUGUUCAAGUCCAAGCCACGUACCCCUCGAGAGCUCAUUCACCACUUUAGAGAUCUUCUUUUGCUUCUUCAUGGGAAGAGAGAGAACCGAGUACACAAACGUCAAGAAAAGAUGGAAGAGCUUUGUAAACGAAUAUCAGAGAUUAAAAUAACUCUGUUUGGUGACGAAGCGGAACCUAGUCAAGAAGCUUGCUCACAACUCACUCAAGAGUUUUUCAAAGAAGAUACUUUUCGUAUUCUUAUACUUUUCAUUCCAACACUUAACUUAGGGUCACGUAUAGAUGCUACUCAUGUGAUUGCUAAUCUACUAAGGCAACAAGUGAAUAAGUCGAGGUUUGUUGGUUUGGAGUACUUGAAAAAUAACUUAGAUAUCGUGGAUAUUCUUCUAUCUGGUUAUGAAGACACAAACGCCAGUGAUGUUACUUUAUCUUAUGGCUCUAUCGCAAGGGAGUGUAUUCGUUAUCAGGAUGUUGCCAAGUAUGUUCUAGACUCACAGCACAUGAAGAAGUUUUUCAAUUAUAUACAAAUUCCAACUUUCGAAAUAUCAUCUGAUGCUGCAUUAACUUUUAAGGAGCUUGUGACUAGACAUAAAUCUACUGCAGCAGAUUUUCUUGCUAAAAAUUAUGAGUGGUUUUUUCAAGAGUACAACUCUAAAUUGCUUGAUUCUUCAAGUAAUUACAUCACCAAAAGGAAUGCUGCCAAGCUUCUAGCAGAAAUACUACUUGACCGAUCAAACACUGGUGUGAUGGUUCGAUAUGUGAGCUCAUUGGAUAACAUGAGAGUCCUAAUGAACCUACUCAGGGAAUCCAAUAGAGGAAUUCAAUUAGAAACUUUUCAUGUGUUCAAGCUCUUUGUGGAUAAUCAAAACAAGCCUGAAGAUAUAGUACUUGUGCUUUUAUCAAAUAAGAGUAAGCUGCUUCGUUUUUUUGAAGACUUCAAUGUGAACAAUAAAGAGGAUGAUGAGCUGUUUUUAGCAGACAAAGAUAGAGUGGUUAACGAAAUUCGUAAUCUUAAACCCAGAAAGCUUCUAUGCAGAGCUAAUAAACAUCACGAGAUUAUCCCAUGUGUAUUAUCUAAGCCUGUGCCACCUCAGCAAAGUUAGUAUCCAUUUUGCUCGAUUUGUGGCUAUGGGUUGUUACUUUAGAAUGCUAGCUUAUUAGUCUUAGAAAAUGUUGUUUUAGUCUUUUUCAUGCUAUAAGUGUAGUAUAAAUAGUAUACAAUUUUGAAUAAGAUAAAUACAAAGGAACACUUUUAAGUAUCAUA
This is a messenger RNA of Cannabis sativa, 1722 nucleotides long. RefSeq names its product putative MO25-like protein At4g17270. Bases 449 to 1561 code for a protein of 370 amino acids. Lineage: Eukaryota; Viridiplantae; Streptophyta; Magnoliopsida; Rosales; Cannabaceae. Gene Ontology annotation, molecular function: protein serine/threonine kinase activator activity. The record is from RefSeq and is a predicted model, not a curated record. The transcript is spliced from 11 exons. Gene Ontology annotation, biological process: intracellular signal transduction.